Messenger RNA from Ostertagia ostertagi, 351 nucleotides. NCBI's taxonomy places the organism in Eukaryota, Metazoa, Nematoda, Chromadorea, Rhabditida, Trichostrongylidae. The record is from the annotation of a GenBank genome assembly.
AUGCCCGUCAAGCGCUUUAUGCGCAUUAAACAUUGGUGUGUGAUUUCGUGUUUUAAUGGUUACAUCCUAGGGCAACGCAAAUGUGUGGAUACGUUUGUAUGCGAAAUCAAACAGUUCCCUACUGCAAUCAAUCCUGACAGUGCAGAGUUUGAGAAAUCUGUUAGUCAUGCGGCGCUAAUUUCUGUUAACACUCAUCACAUCAAAAACCCACAGUUCGUGUGGAGUAGUACUGGAGCCAGCAAGCUGGUGAGUUGCUUCAUUCUCCUGUCUCUGAUAAAGGUCGACAAUCUUAAAGUGAACUGGAAGGAGUUCUUGGAAAGCAAUGGCACUUUGGACGUCACUUGCAUCUAG